Messenger RNA from Beauveria bassiana ARSEF 2860, 729 nucleotides. Its product is annotated as PAP2 superfamily protein. Lineage: Eukaryota; Fungi; Ascomycota; Sordariomycetes; Hypocreales; Cordycipitaceae. The record is from RefSeq and is a predicted model, not a curated record. The coding region runs from base 1 to 729 and encodes 242 amino acids. Gene Ontology annotation, molecular function: dolichyldiphosphatase activity. Gene Ontology annotation, biological process: protein N-linked glycosylation; lipid biosynthetic process. The transcript is spliced from 2 exons. Gene Ontology annotation, cellular component: endoplasmic reticulum membrane; intracellular membrane-bounded organelle.
AUGGGCUACGACGAAGCCGCCGCGCCACUGGCGUCUCUCUCCAUCACGCACGUUUACUAUGACCCCGACGAUCGCAUCUCGCUUCUCUGCGCCUACCUCGCCCUCCUCCCGCAAGCCCUCGGCAUCGUCUACCUCACCCUCAUUUUCGCCUCGCGCGAGGCCGAGGUCGCGCUGCUCUUUGCCGGCCAGCUCGCCUGCGAAGCCCUCAACUUUCUCCUCAAGCGCCUCAUCAAGGAGGAGCGCCCGCGCCGCAUACACGGCAAGGGCUACGGCAUGCCCUCGUCCCAUGCCCAGUUUGUCUUUUUCUGGAGCGUCGCCCUCUCUCUCUUUCUCCUGGUGCGCCACCGACCAACAAACCCCGGCAGGGCGACGACGACGACGACGACGCCAGGCGGCGCUAGGCUCGUCGCGCGCCUCGCCGUCAGCGCCGCGAGCCUCGGCCUGGCCGCCGCCACCGCCUGGAGCCGUGUCUACCUCAACUACCACACCCCGAAGCAGGUCCUCGUCGGCAGCUCCGUCGGCGUGCUGUCGGCCGUCACGUGGUUCGGCGUUACCGCGGCGCUGCGCAGCUCCGGUCUGCUGGCGUGGGCGCUCGACCUGCCCCUCGUGCGCGCGUUUCGGGUAAGGGACCUCGUCGUGGAGGAGGACCUCAGCGAGGCGGGCUGGCGCCGUUGGGAGGAGAAGAGGUUGGCCAGGAACAGAAACUCGAAAAGCUCAAAGUCUCAAUGA